Magnusiomyces paraingens is the source of this 1038-nucleotide messenger RNA. RefSeq lists its product as uncharacterized. The transcript has a single exon. Gene Ontology annotation, cellular component: RES complex; U2-type spliceosomal complex. NCBI's taxonomy places the organism in Eukaryota, Fungi, Ascomycota, Dipodascomycetes, Dipodascales, Dipodascaceae. The record is from RefSeq and is a predicted model, not a curated record. The coding region runs from base 1 to 1038 and encodes 345 amino acids. Gene Ontology annotation, biological process: mRNA splicing, via spliceosome. Gene Ontology annotation, molecular function: RNA binding.
AUGUCUGCACUCAAAGAUUACCUUUCGAAAAAAUACCUGGAUCCUGUGGGAUCAGAUAAAUCUGAAAAGAAAACUAAGAAAAAGAAGAGAAAAAAUGAUCCGUCUAAUAAAUCUUCUGGAUCAGUAAUCAAAGAUGAUGAUGAGGGUGAUACCCUGUUAACUGCAAAUAAACCAUCAAAACGCGUUUCUUCCAAAAAUAUGACUUUUGAAGAAUACACAAAACGAAGAAAACUAGAGUACGCGGAUGAUGAAGAAGAAGAAGAAGAAGAAGAAGAAGGAGAGGAGUAUAAUCAAAAUAAGGACAUUACAAAAAUUAAAAAGAAAAAUGCAUGGAAGCGUCUUGAUGGAUCUACAAAAAUGGAAGAACCAGACAAGCAACUUCCAGCAGAUACUUCUGCGCUUUCUUUACACAACAAAUACUACGGCCUUCAAACAGCAGAUCAGAUUGCAGACCAGAUGCGAGAAAAGGCUGAGGCCGAAGCUGCAGUGCGAGCACAACUUGCAACCACUACUGACAUUGAUGCACAUGAUACUGUCCAUCGUGACGCGCAGGGUCGCCGAAUUGAUGAUAUUGAAAGCAUCCGUCAAGCAGAGUUAGAAGCAGAAGCUGCAGAAAAACGAGCACGAGAACAAGCACACAGAAGAAUCAAUGCUGGUGUUGUUCAAUUACGAAUGGAACAAGAAGGUGCACAAGAUAGUAGUGGAACUCGCUACACGCGACACGCUGAUGAUGCCGAACUUAAUGCUCAACAGCGCAGUAAAGUUGACACUUUCCACGACCCUGCUGCAACUUUCCUUAAAAAGAAAAAAACAACAGCUCUUGUCAAAAGCUCUAACACAAAAAGCAGGCAUGCUGAUGAUGGUCUUUCAUGGAAAAUAUAUCCAGGCCCAUACCCGCCAAAUCGGUUUGAUAUUCCACCAGGGAGCAUGUGGGAUGGCGUAGAUCGCUCAAACGGCUUUGAAAAACUAUGGUUUCAAAAAGAAUCACAAGUCAAGGAACUUAAAAAUCGGGAAUACACUUCCUCAUACGAUAUUUAA